ACCUUACAAACCCAAUCUAAAAAUAGUCACCUAAUCUCCUCAGAUAAUCACCCACCCUUCUUGCUUAUGAGAAUCGCACCAUCUCCAGGUGUUCUCUUCUCGAUCACCUCAAUCGCUGAUAAUUAAAAUCACCAUACAAAACUCCCAAAAACUUCCAGUUCUUGGGUAUCUUUGUCACCACCAUAUCAUGUCUACUUAAUCAUCUCUACUGCACUCUUUCAAAACUAGAACCCUAUAAUCAAUUCAAAUUUCCUGUUAAUCCCUCUUGAUUUUGGCACGAACUUUUGUCAACCGGUAAAGAUCUCAAUUCAGAGGACGCUACAGAGCUUCUCAUGGCAAUGGGUGGAGAAGAUUGAUAUGGUACGCGAGGGGGAAGCUCUGGUGGGCUGGCAGCCAAAUUUUGUUGCGUUAUGUUAAGUUUGGUGCUAGUGUCUGUUAUGCUGUUUCUUUACUAAGAGAAAGGUUGGUGCAAGUUUGGAGAUGGUACUAUGGUGUAGGCUGGUGGAGAGAAGUAGGGCUAUGGAAGGGUUUUUCUCUCCAUUUAAUGGCGCUGACUCUGCUCUUAGGUUGUUAGGCAGUGCUGCUUCUCCAAGCACUGCCAAAAUCAUCAUCAAACCCCAAUCUUCUUCGUUGGUGUUCCAUGGCAAGAGGUAGUUGGUUCAGGCAAGUUGCUCAUCUAUUCAGGAUUUGCAGUUGUGAGACCUAGGCCCCAUCUCUUGUCUCUCUUCUUCACUGUUUGAAGAGUGGAGCAAUGACCAAGCUUUUGAUAAGCUUCUCUGUGGGGCAUGUGCCGCUGACAUCCUUUUUGGUGUUUGCUUCCCUGCACAUUUCCUGUGUGUUGUUUUUGGUGUCUUGCUAUUAUGUUCUUGUGUUUAUGUUCGUAGUGGUGUGAAUCCUCUUACUUGCUUGGUCUGUAAUAACUUUUGUGUAAAACUUUGUUUUCCACUUUUAAUAGAAAUAUGGUAGUUUU
Rubroshorea leprosula is the source of this 970-nucleotide messenger RNA. The record is from the annotation of a GenBank genome assembly. NCBI's taxonomy places the organism in Eukaryota, Viridiplantae, Streptophyta, Magnoliopsida, Malvales, Dipterocarpaceae.